AUUGACAUUGUCGGUUCAUUGACUUUACCUAAAUAAUUUCCUUCUCUUUAUUUUAAACAAAAGCUCACUCAAAGUUUAAUCCAUUUCUUGCUGCUGAGUUUCUAAGCAAUGUCUCUAAGCAAAGCUAACAACAAACCAGAGAAGAGGAGCCUAACUCCAUUAUUUAGUACUGGACAGGAGUUAGCAAAUUUGGCAGUGAGUUCUGGGUUACUGGCGGAGUCCUGUGAAAAAAUUUCGCAGCUUUAUAGUCAGAUCAACCACGAUGAGCCAAUAGGAUACAUAGUUGAAAAAUCAAAUUAUUUUAUCAUAGUUUUUGGUACAUCACCCUUUCGAACAGAACAGCUUGUUAAAAAACAAGAGUUGGUUCCAUCAACUUCUCUUCCCCUGCUUCAGUUCUUAUGCUCCGAUCGCUGCCCAUCUUUCUCCAUUCACAGAUCAGCAGUGACCCUUUUCCCCUCUCCGAAUCGGCUCUCUGACCUCCAAACCAAGAUAGAGAACUUUGAGGGGCGGUUUAAAGGUCGGACUCGGAUAAUUAUUACUGGACACUCUCUAGGAGGAUCUGUUGCUUCUCUAUUUACCUUAUGGCUACUUGACAGCAUCUAUAAAAAAGACAAUGAGAGGAAAGACAAGCAGAAAUCAGCGGUAAUAAAUCACACCCUUUGCGUUACUUUUGGUGCACCUCUUGUUGGUGAUAAAGGUUUUCAAGAAGCCAUAUCUUGUUGCUCAUUAUGGAAUUCUUGCUUUCUCCAUGUGGUUGCAAGGGAAGACUUGGUCCCGAAAUUAUUUAUCUCACCGCAUAAUCCUAAUGCCAUUAACAUUGAUAACCAAACGGGUGCUUACAUGCCUUUUGGUACGUUUCUGUUAUGUUCUGCUUUUGGAUGUACUUGUGUUGAGGACCCGGAUGCAGUAUCUAAAUUACUGGAGGCAGUGACCCUUGAAAGGACUGGAAUCCAAAAUCCUAAUAAAGCAUGGCAGAUAUCUGACUAUGAAAAUCUUGUAAAGGAUCUUAUGUCUUAUGUACCGAUCAAAAGACUUUCACAAGUCGUUGAAUUUAAUAUGGACACGCUUCAAGCAGGGAUACGUUUGCAGCUGGAAGCCAUUGGAGUUACAAGUAUACAGCAGAACUCUGGCGACCGUGAACUGGUUGCAGAAAUGGAAAGAAGGGAAAAGGAUUGCCUGUUGAAGAAGAAGAUAGCUUAUGAUCCCUCCAAGGAACUGAAUGACAUUAAGUUGCAUAUGGCCAAACUGGAAUGGUAUAAGAAGACUUGUGCAUCUGCAUCUAAUAAACUAGGCUAUUACGAUAGCUAUAAGAGAAGGGGAUCAUCACGGAGGGACAUGGAUGUUGUCACGUUUAAGAAACACCUUGACAAGUACUGGGAAAAAAUGGUUGCUGAAGCUGAGAAAAUACCUCAGACAGAAGAGGCUGCCUUCAAGACGGGAUGGCUAUACGGUGGGACAAAUUAUCGUAGGAUGGUUGAACCGCUCGCCAUUGCUGACUACUACAGGGACGGUGGGAGAGACUACAAAACUCAUGGAAGACCUCAACACUUCAUGAGGUUGGAGAAAUGGCUAGAGGAAGCUAAAAAAUUGGAAGCAAAGAAACAAAAUGUGUCAACCAGUUCAACUGACUCCAAGAAACAAAAUGCGUCAGCUCUUCUAACUGAAGAUUCCUGCUUUUGGGCAGACGUCGAGGAGGCUUUAAUUCAGUGCAAUUCAGUGAAAAAAGGUGAGCAGAGUGAAGCAGCCAGAGAGAAUCUGAUUAAGUUUGAAGAGGAUGUAAUGAAGAAGAUCGAGAACUAUGCGGUAUCUCCGGAGAUUUUCUUGGAAUGGAGCAGUUUUAGGCGAUGGUGGAGAGAGUAUGAAGAAAUUAUGGGACCUUCCCAUAGUUCACAACUCACUCACUUCAUGAAAAAUGGCCAUUACAAUCAGUAUGGCAAUGGUUCAUAGCUUCUGAGGCGAAAUAUGAUUAUAGUAAGUAUGAUUUUAGAGCAAGUAUGAUCCAUGAAUAAUGCAAAUGUGUGUUUGUAAUUGUUCCCUACACUGCACUGAGAGGCAGUGGGUUUUAUUUUAUAAAAUGUCAACGAGAGUGGAAUGUUCUUCUUA
This is a messenger RNA of Mangifera indica (mango), 2103 nucleotides long. RefSeq names its product senescence-associated carboxylesterase 101. The transcript has 4 exons. NCBI's taxonomy places the organism in Eukaryota, Viridiplantae, Streptophyta, Magnoliopsida, Sapindales, Anacardiaceae. Gene Ontology annotation, molecular function: carboxylic ester hydrolase activity. The coding region runs from base 109 to 1947 and encodes 612 amino acids. Gene Ontology annotation, biological process: defense response; lipid metabolic process. The record is from RefSeq and is a predicted model, not a curated record.